AUGGACUCGAACUAUGGUACAGGUGAAGGUAUUGUGCUGAGAGGUCAAAGUACAAACCGGGUCUCCCUGCGUGAGAAGCGGAAAUCAGAAGUUCUCAUAGCUGCAAAAUCUCUGGACAAUGAGGUACAAAAUGUUAAAAAUUUGAAAAGAAUUUCUAUUGGCUCUAUAGACCUUUUGAUGGACCCAGAACUAGAAUAUAGGGUAAAUGCGACAAGUAGUACCAGUAUUCAGAACAAAAAUCGAAAUUCUUGGUCUUCAGGAUCGUCAUCAGGCGGGGAUAUCGAAGAGAAUGAUAGACCGGAUGUAAAUGAUUCAAACUCUGGAAAAGGUGUUGCGUUGCAUACUGUACAAUCAGAGGACUCUUUUGAAAAUAGUUUUGAAGCAACUACUGCGGAGUAUUUGGAUAACGAGCAUGGCAAUUCUGAAAGUGAGGAGAAUAAAUUGGUUCAUAGUCAGGAACUGGAGCCAUCUCCCUUUCCCGCGAAUAGAGAUCUGUCAGGCGUGGGGUCAUUGAGAAGAGGCGCCCAUAAGGUGCCUACUAGGAGGCCAUCUUCGAAUAGAACCUCUAACAGCAACACAAGUUCCAGCACAUCUUUGACUCAGAACUUGCUCUGGGUCCCUGCGGACCAACAUCCUAACGUUAAACCAGAGAAUUACUUGGAACUUGUACAGGAUACUUUGCAUAACAUAAAAUUAGAAGAUAAGACUGAUCACCUGGUUGAAACCAACGCAAAUAAAGAGAACCUGGAUGUUUUGGAUAAGUUGCCAGCAGAUUUCUCAAGGAAGCAUGAAUCUUUAGUGCGAAGACCAUCGGGCUUGAGAAAAUCAUAUACCGAGUUUGAAAAUGAGCUAGAUGUAGAUUCUGAAAUUGAAUGGCAGACAAGGCCCCGGUCAUCUACAGAUCCCGCCAGACCCAUUUCUUUGAAGGAUAUCACUGAAGAACUUACCAAGAUAUCAAACAAAGCGGGAUUAACAGAUUCGGAUGCUGUUACUCUUGCAAGAACUUUGAGCAUGUCCGGAUCAUUUGGUGAUGAUGAAUCACUAACAAAUAAGAGUCGAACAGAGAACACUAACUCGAAACUAGCCGCCAGCGUUAACGAGGAUGAUGAAUUUGCAUCAAACAUGUUUAUGAAGCAUGGAUUUGUGAUCCCUGCCAGGUCUUCACUACGGAGAAGCAAGUUUAAUACAUAUAGGAAAAGGACUAUGGAGGGCACUCUUCAAUCGGAUAGACAUACUGAAAAUUCAGGGAAUGCCGCAUGUGAUCCGAUUUCUAAUCAUAAGCAUCUAGAAAUGGAGCCUAAAGUCAUUUCAGAUCGAUCAAGUCUUCAUGUUGAGGAAACGGAGCAAAAAAAAGAAAACGUUUCACUCUUGACUAAUUUAGUUGAAAGUAACUCCAGUAUUACAUCUCCAAGCGCAGCAAGUGACUUUCAAGACUUGUAUGAUCAUUACCGCCAGUCUAGCAUAGAUUGGCAGAAAGAGGGUGAACAAAAAAGUGAAGAAAAUGCACAGGAACUCAUAGAGGACAAUACAUGCCUGAAAAAUGUUAGAAAUGAAUCGAGGGACUCACCACAAAAAAAAAAUGAUUGGCCCUGGAUGAAUGACAUGGAAUCGGAAAAGACCUCUCCAAAUGCCAAACAACUUACUGAAAACAAUGACGUAAAAAGUUUCGAUGAUGACUUCAUCAAGGCAACAAAACAUUCAGAACAGGAAUUCGAAAGACUGGCACCAAUACGUAGUAAUCAUUCGAAGAAUAGACAUCAACCAAUUCUACUACAGAAAGACUCUAAACCUUCCCCAAAAAAGACGCCGGACAACGCGUCGAAGAAUAAACAUAGCGAGGAGAGCACAGCGCUGUCCAACUUCAUUAACUCCUCGACUUCUGAUAAAAGACAGCGGUUGGAGAUGAAGUUCGUAAGUUUAUUUAAACGCAAGGGAAAAAGUAAAUCAAAAUCGGUUAGUAGCACAAGCAAAAAGCAUCCUCAUUCAGAACCAAAGGGAAAAGUGUCCUCUCAAAUCGGUCCAGAUGAGGCAGAAGGAAGAGAACUCCAAGAAGAAAUGCCCGUUUUCAGCAGAAAUUCGAAAAACACUUCGAAAAUCAAGUCAGAAUCAAAAUCUGAGAACCGUCUCAGAUCGGUUCCUCACGAUUAUGCAUCUAUUCACAAGAGUAAUCAAGACAAAGAAGAACUCCCAGCUUUAAAGCCCGCUGUAAGUGUUGCAAGUACGAAGAAUGACAUUCACGUGAGUAAUACGUUAGUGGGCCCUCAAUCAGACGUAGUUAUUGAAUCUGUGCAGGAGUUGGAUGGUGAUGAUUCACAAGAUACAAGUUUGGAUCAAAGUUACAAUAUGCACACGGAACCAUUAUUAGUCGAAAAAGAUCUAAAACAAGAGAAAUCGAUAAUUUCAAACCCAAAUGACAAUCAUGGUCCUCCUGCUGCUGUGCUACCACCACGCAAGCUGAGAUUCGAGGACGUUCAGAAACCUGAAAAGCCAAACGCUCCGAUACAAUUUAGCGAUAGCGCAUUUGGAUUCCCACUACCAAUGCUUACUGUCUCCACUGUAAUAAUGUUUGACCAUCGAUUACCUGUCAAUGUCGAAAGAGCAAUAUACAGACUUAGCCAUUUGAAGCUGAGCGAUCCCAAGCGAGAGCUCCGGCAACAAGUAAUAUUGAGUAACUUCAUGUAUGCAUACCUUAACCUGGUAAACCAUACGUUAUACAUGGAACAAGCUUCGCAAGAUCAAAGCAUGAUUUCACUUGAAGAGGACGAAAGCAAUGCUGGAAGCGCUUACAGAACAGAACACAAUGCUGCCGACGGAGCAAUCUGUAUACCGGAGAUUUGA
Molecule: messenger RNA, 2838 nt
Organism: Zygotorulaspora mrakii
Lineage: Eukaryota; Fungi; Ascomycota; Saccharomycetes; Saccharomycetales; Saccharomycetaceae
Gene: ZDS1
Product: Zds1p
Exons: 1
Coding region: 1-2838 (945 amino acids)
Biological process (GO): positive regulation of G2/M transition of mitotic cell cycle; establishment of cell polarity
Cellular component (GO): cytoplasm; cell septum
Source: RefSeq, a predicted model, not a curated record